ACCCAUGGAGCAUGGGCUGCGCAUGGGCACAGAGAGGGACAUGGGCUGCUCAGCCCUGUCUGGCAGAGCUCUGCCCUCCCAAAGGAUGGUGUCUGUGAAGAGCUUCAUGAAAUAUUCACUGUGCUGCCUGAGUCCCCUGGCUUAAUGGAGCUGCUGGCGCCGGCCAUGCAGCCUCCAGCAGAGAGGGCACUGGGGCCUUCAAGGUCCCCCCCAAGCCUGCGGGUGAGGAGGUGACAUUUCACAGCUGCUUCCUGCUCGGGAGCACCCGUGUCUGUGUUCCUGGUGCAGUGGUGAUAACUUGUUUGAGCUUCUCUUCAAGAAGAGCUGGUGGUUCAGUUGUGUUUUGGAAGGGCAGCUUGCAGCACGACCUGCUGUGGUGACCCAGGAUCAUCUGACCGCUCCUCACCAUCUCCUGCUUCUGCUCCUUGCUUGGGCACCUGGAGCAGCAGCUUUGCUGUCAGGUGUGUGUCCAGUGGCUCCUGUUUGAGUGCGGUUGGUUGGACGCCACGGCAAGCAGGUACCUCUGAGCUGCAGGACCCGCGGCACCCAGGCGACUGGGGGGAGCAGAGGGUAAAGGCAGGAGUGGGUUUCUCUCCCUCAGCUUCCCCAGUAGAGAGGGGACACCCUUCCUGCUUCUUCAUCUCUCCCCAGAAUGGAGGCUGUUCUCACAUCCCUUCUCCUCAAGCUUUCUUUAGCCCACAGGAGGCAGGUCCUGAGAGGCUGAGCACUUUGUGAACUCCCUGAGGACAAGAACACCUUUUUCAGUCAGACUUUAGGUUUACUUAAGUGUUUUUAGAUGGAGAACAGAAAUGUCACAUAAUUACAGUAUUUAAGACAGGUUCAUGCAUACACUCGGUACCUCCUGCUCCUGCCUCCUGGCAAUGGUUCAGCGCCCUCGAAGCUGCAAAUCCCCAGGCUGAGGAGGAGGUGAUUUGCCACCAGUGCAGUCACAGUGGGGAGGCCAAGGGGCUUCUGUGUGCAGAAGCUGCUCCCUGGUGCUGGUGUGCAUGGGAGAAGGUGGCAGGGCUUUACAGAAGAGGAGCUGCUUCAUGGGCAGAGGGCUGCUGCUCUGGAGGGGUUUGGCUGGUGAUAGGGGUGAUGUUGCUUUGCUGCUUGCUCAGGGGUCAAUCUGCAGACCCUAAAAGUGUCACAGGCAAAGAGCAGCUCCUUGUACAGUAUGUGCCACCAGCCAGCCCUGCCCAGACUAGGUAACUAUGGCAGUGCCAGAAGCAGAGCACAGCAAUAAAGCUGUUCGUUUGAAAAGGAAAUGAGAACCAGACUAAUUCAGGUCUCCUGCAGUACUGGUGAGCAGCCAAUGGAUGUCCUGGGAGGCUGGGCAGGGAGGAUGGGUGGGAAGGGGUCCAUCCAGUGGUGCUGCUGCCACUGGUCCCUGUGACAUCUCACUGCAGAUGGUGUGAGGAUGCUGUGCCAGAGGCGCAUGCAGGUGGUGCUGGCCCUGUGCUUGCUGCUGGUCCUGUGGCAAUGCUUCCAAGCCCCCAGGGGUGGCAUCAGCCCCUUCCCUCAGGCUCCUUCCCACCUUGGCGCCCCUGCUGCCUACUGCACCACCAGCACCAACAGCUCCACAUGGUUCAAUGCCCGCUACAACACGACCAUGCGGCCUCUGCUGACAGGCACAGCCCAUGAGCUCUCCUCCGACGUGGUUCAGUGGUGGCUGACACUGCAGGGUCCCUCAAGGGGUGUCCAGCUCCAGGCCAUACUUUGGCAGCUCUUCACUGUGCUCCCAGCUCCAACCGGCAGCAUGUGGGACCCGAAUCACUGCAGGACUUGUGCGGUGGUGGGGAACUCCGGAUGGCUGAAGGGCUCCGGCCAUGGGCUGCGGAUUGAUGCGCACGACUGGGUGCUGAGGAUGAACAGGGCAAAGAUUGCUGGCUUUGAGCUGGAUGUUGGCAUGAGAACAACCCAUCACUUCAUGUACCCAGAGAGCGCAGUGGACCUUGAGCCUGGCGUCCACCUCGUCCUCGUCCCCUUCAAGCCACUGGACCUGCAGUGGGUGGCCAGCACCUUCUCCACUGGAGAGCUCACACACACAUACAUGAGAGUGAAACAGUUCAUCAAAGCAGACAGAAACAAGGUGCUGAUCCUGAGCCCAGCUUUCCUCAAGUACAUCCAUGACAACUGGACGCAGCACCACGGGCGAUACCCCUCCACCGGCUUCAUAGCCCUGCUCUUCGCCCUGCAUGCCUGCCAGCAGGUCUCCGUGUUUGGCUUCGGAGCAGACACCAAAGGGAACUGGCACCACUACUGGGAGAAAAACCGCUGGUCUGGAGCCUUCCGCAGGACAAGGGUCCAUGACGCUGACAUCGAAUUCAGCCUUAUCGAGAGACUGGCAGCUGAAGGCAGGAUUUUAUUCCACAGAUGAUGCAUUUCCAAAAGACUGAAGCCAGGCUGUUAGUGCAGGAACUGGCAGCUCUCCCCGCUCUUUAGCUUGCUUGCACUGGCCCCAUCAGCUGGGCACUGUGGGUGCCACGCUCCCAUGUCACGAGAUGUUGCACACGGCUGGAC
Messenger RNA from Pezoporus flaviventris, 2523 nucleotides. RefSeq names its product CMP-N-acetylneuraminate-beta-galactosamide-alpha-2,3-sialyltransferase 2-like. The coding region runs from base 1421 to 2380 and encodes 319 amino acids. The transcript has 6 exons. Lineage: Eukaryota; Metazoa; Chordata; Aves; Psittaciformes; Psittacidae. The record is from RefSeq and is a predicted model, not a curated record. Gene Ontology annotation, molecular function: beta-galactoside (CMP) alpha-2,3-sialyltransferase activity.